CCACUACGUCAAUAUCUGUAUGGCAAACACAUUAACAUACAAACAUACGACCGCUUAUAUAUGUAACAUGAAAAUGACAUAAUGGAGCAGAAACUACACGUUCAAUUGUAUCUUGGUGAAGGCUCAUAAAACUGAAGGUUUUCCCCCAAGAACAUGACUGGAAGGAGUAUGCGCUCGCACUCAAUACCUGCGGGUCCCUCGUGUCACGUGGUUAUCACAGAUGACGGCACGAGCUCUACUUCAACAGGCGAGCCGCCCUUUUUGAAGUCUGCUGACGCCGAUACUGGCCAUGAGCGCCUCUUACGUCACACUGCCACUGGAACUGCAAACGCGAUUCAGCACUGCCGUCCGUCACGUCCGCCACAUUACCUCAUCCUUGCAAUACUUGUUACAAUCCUGAUCAAUCCUGCGUUCGGGAGUGUCGCCGUUCUGUGCUCUCUGUGGUCACGGCAGUGCCAUAAACAUAACGCCAUAAAUGACGCUAAAAGAUGGGGGAACAUCUCAAAGUGGAUGAGUAUCGUUGGUUCGGCGAUUUCAUUGGUUGUUGCGGCGUUUUUGGUCGUGUAUUAUGUGUAUAUUGACAAGAACAUAGUGGACACGCAAGAAGAGUUACAGAACAACUAAAGUGGGGUUAGACAUUGUGCUCUUGUGUAAUUUAUGACAUGUGUAUUGAGUUAAAAUUAUGUAUAUAGGGCAUUUGAUUCGGUGACAGGAAGAAGGGGAUGUUUAGGUCGAUUCAAACUUUUGACGGAUGCCUCUUGCAUCAUAAUCAUAUGGGCAAAAUGUUCAACAAAGUUAUCAAUUUACUCAUGGAGUAAAUUGUACACACGAUAUUCAUGGUUUAUUCAAACUUGAGUGGACACUUAUCUUAAGUUCGACGUGUUAAAGAUGUAUUUGACAAUAUAAACAAUUUUGCGGUUUAAA
Molecule: messenger RNA, 924 nt
Organism: Mya arenaria
Lineage: Eukaryota; Metazoa; Mollusca; Bivalvia; Myida; Myidae
Exons: 4
Coding region: 154-624 (156 amino acids)
Cellular component (GO): membrane
Source: RefSeq, a predicted model, not a curated record